AUAUUAUUAAAUUUAAUGUCUGAAUUAGAAGAGCUCUAAUAAGAUUUAUCAGAAAUCUAAUAAGUCAUUUCAACUCUCAAACGCAAAUCCAACAUUGAUUAUCUAAAUAAUAGAAUCAAAUAUUUAGAAAACUCUAUUAAAAUACUAACACCAUAAAAAGUUGAAUAACCUUAAUAAAUUUAACAAUAAUAGAAAGAUUAGGAGAUUCUAUAUUAAGGCAUUACAAAAUAUGCUUGGGAUUAAGAGGGUAAUAAAGUAAAAGUGUUUUUGAAUUUGGAGGGAAUUGGCUAACAUCCUAAGGAAAAUAUUACCUCAUAGUUCACAUCUAACAGUGUAGAUGUCAAAAUUAAAGGCUUUAAAGGCUUAAAUUAAAGGUUUGAGAUAAUCAAUAAAUUUUAGAUUUUCUAUUAAGAAAACAUUUGAUGAAUUAAAAGAUAAGGAAUGUUCUAUUAAAGUGACAAAUAAUUCUAUUGUGCUUAAUUUAAUUAAGAAAGAUCAAAAGAAUUGGGAAUAAUUGAAUUUUAAAGAGAAAUUAGUAAAUAAUAAUUUAUAUACAGAUUGACACAGAUCCAUCUAAAUUAGAUCAAUAGGAUCCAUAAGCAUCUUUGAUGAAUAUGAUGAAAGAAAUGUAUUAGAAUGGAGAUGAUGAUAUGAAACGAACCAUAGCUUAGGCUUGGAGUAAAUCUUAGGCAGAAAAAGGACUUUAAUGAGUAUUA
Messenger RNA from Paramecium sonneborni, 716 nucleotides. NCBI's taxonomy places the organism in Eukaryota, Ciliophora, Oligohymenophorea, Peniculida, Parameciidae. The record is from the annotation of a GenBank genome assembly.